AUGUACCCAACAAAGUGUGCCACGCGCCCGAGAGAUACUUCGGCAUGGGUACCGUUAGUGGAACGCGGUCAGCCCAGCAGCGGUACCGGUGCUCGGGCCGGCCACGUCCACAUUGAAUCACCAUCAGUUUUCACUAUACACGGCACUUACACAGAUUCUUUGUACGGUACAGUGUUCUCUAAUAUCACCUGCCUGUUAUAA
Danaus chrysippus (African queen) is the source of this 201-nucleotide messenger RNA. The record is from the annotation of a GenBank genome assembly. NCBI's taxonomy places the organism in Eukaryota, Metazoa, Arthropoda, Insecta, Lepidoptera, Nymphalidae.